AGGCCGGCGCUGCGGAGGAGGAUAGCACUGGCGCCAUGCUCCGACGGCUGCGCGCGGCGAGCGAUUCGCUGCUUGAACCACCGACGACGCACGGGGCGGCGGCGGCGGCGGCGCGUGGGGGGGAGACGCUCGGGACGCUGCUCGGCAGGUCCUCGAGGUCGGCCGGUGGCGCCGUCGACGCUGAGGAGGUGGCGGAGGCGUUCGACGCGCUCCGUCGAGCCUCUGCCGACCAUCGCGCCGCCGCGACGGCGGCACCUGCGGACGGCGCCGCGGUUGCCCAGCGCCUUCUGCACGCCGGAGCGAUGGCGAGCGUGCUCGACGUCUUGUCGGCGCUACUGCGGACGCCACCCUCGCUGCCGCCGCCGCCGCCGCCGCCGCCCUCGCUGCCGCCAGAGCUGCGGGCGAUCGUGGCGGCCGCCGCUCUGAGCGAGGAGCUCCUCUUCCGCACGAGCGGGCCCGCGCUGCCGGAGGGGUCGCACGCGGCCUCCUCCGUCGAGCGCUUGCCGCGAGGAGGCGAGGGGGGCGGAGGCGAGGGGGGCGGAGGCGAGGGGGGAGGAGGCGAGGGGGGAGGAGGCGCAGGCGGCCGCAGCUUACUCGCCGCCCUCGCCGGGGUGCUCGCCCGGGGUGACGUGCCCGUUGAGGCGCACGCCGCGGGCGCCGGCGCCCUGCAGCAUCUACUCACCCGCGGCGAGGAGCACGCGCGGCUCGUGAGGCUGCCGCCGCGCGCGUGCGCCGCCCCCCUCGUCGCCGCGCUGGCGUCGGGCGACCUGACAGUGCGCCGCCGCGCCGCGGGCGCCGUGUGCAACGCGAGCGCGGACGACGACGCGCUUGACCUGCUCGUCGAGUGCGGCGCGGCAGGGGCGCUCGCGUUGCACCUCCUCCCGAGCGGCGGCGCCGCUUGUGCCUCCGCCGCCGCCGCCGCCUCCUCGCCGGCGGAGCAGGCGGCGCGGCACGCCUCGCUGCGGGCGCUCGAGAGGCUGUGCCGUGUGUCUGCGACGGCGCGCGAGCAGGCGGCGGCCGCGAUGCCCGAGGCGGCGCCUCUCCUCUCUCAGCUGGCGGCGCUGCUGCAGACGAGCGGCCACGCCCCCACGCGCGCGCUCGCCUCGCGUACGGUCGCGUCGCUCUCGCGCUCCGAGUCGCGCCACUGGAGGCCAGCGGCUGAGCGGCCGCCGCCGCGCGCGUGGCCGCCCUCCUCCCUCGUGUACUACACGGGCGUCGCGCUCGAGCCGUGGGGCCCCGAGCGGCUCGAGACCGGGCUGGGCGGCUCCGAGACGGCGGUGCUGCAGCUCGCCUCGCGCUGGAAGGCGAUGGAGCCCGACCGGGAGGUGGCCGUGUACUUGCGCAUGGGCGCGCCCGCCGAUGGCGCCGCGGGGGCGGCGGCGGCGGCGGCGGCGGCGACGGAGCGCGAGUGGCGCGGCGUGCGGCUCGUGGACGUGGCGGCCUUCAACCCGUCCGACAGCUUCGGCACGUUCAUCGCGUGGCGCUCGCUCGAGCUGCUGGACGAGCCCCUCGACGCGCGGCUAGUGCUGCUCGAUCUGCACGACAUGCCGCGGCGGCGCGACAUGUCGCCGCGCCGCCUCGCGCGCGUGGACCGCCUCAUGUGCAAGAGCGAGUUCCAGCGCGGCGUCCUGCCGCCCGUCGCCUCGGGUACGCCCGCCUGCGUCCUCCCCAACGGCGUCGACGAGGAGCUGGUCGCCAGAGUCAAGGCCGAGGUAUGGGGAGAGACGGGGAGAGACGGGGAGAUGCGGGGAGAUAUGGUCGCCAGAGUCAAGGCCGAGCGGCGGCAGCCCGCGGCGCCAGCGGCCGAGGCCGACGCCGGCGCGCCCCGCCCCGCCGCGCCGCGGCUGGUGUACACGUCGUCGUACGACCGCGGCCUCGAGCACAUGCUGCGCCACGGCUGGCCGGCGCUGCUGGCGCGCGUGCCCGACGCGACGCUGCACGUGUACUACGGCUGGCGCACGCACGAGCUGCUCCACCCAGCCUCGGCGUGGCGCGACGGCAUGAAGGCGCUCCUCGCGAGCUUUGGGCCGAGCGUGGUCGACCACGGCCGCGUCGGGCAGCUGGAGCUGCUGCGCGCCAAGGCGCGCGCGCAGCUCCUCUACUAUGUGGGCGACUGGCCCGAGAUCGACUGCAUCGCCGUGCGCGAGGCCGCGAUGCUCGGCUGCGUGCCGCUCACCUCGAGCGUCGCCGUCUUCUCCGACCCGAGCAAGGACUACGUCCUCCGCGUCGAGGGCGACCCGACGGAGCCGAGCACGCAGCGCGCGGCGGCGGCCAGGGCGGCCGAGAUCCUGCUCGAGUGGAAGGCCCGCGGCGCGCUGCCGUCCGUCGACACGCCGACGCUGCGCUCCGAGACGUGGGCGGCCGUCGCGAGGCGCUGGCUCGACGUCGUGGCGGCAGACGUGUCCGCACGAGCAAGUGAUGACUCUGAUGUAGAGUGAUACCUGUGAUACGGUGCACCACGGGCAAACAAGAACCUACACCUCUCCCCCCCGUCUUCUGCGCCCUCACGAGAGGAGAGGGUCCUCGAUCUAAUCCAUAGUCGGUUGCGGUCGCUGCCCUCCGUCAGGGGCGGGGAACCCGCAAUUUGAGACGAGGGCAUUUUGAGUUGCAAAAAUCGUUUUGCAUUUUUUU
This is a messenger RNA of Emiliania huxleyi CCMP1516, 2631 nucleotides long. RefSeq lists its product as hypothetical. The record is from RefSeq and is a predicted model, not a curated record. The transcript is spliced from 2 exons. Lineage: Eukaryota; Haptophyta; Isochrysidales; Noelaerhabdaceae. Bases 36 to 2438 code for a protein of 800 amino acids.